CCCCACUACCUCUGGCCACAGAAUCCGAUAUUGAAGCUACGCCCCUCCUAAGAAGUUGGACUCAGGCUUUGGCCGGAGGAGCAGCCAAUCAUCAUCGGAGACUUGUCAGAGGGGCGGUGCUGCAGCCUCUGCCGGGUCCCCUCGCGAUGGGUAGAGGCGCGCUCACAAGGCAAGCGGCACAGCUGAGGGCCUCCAAUAUCCGAUUUCUUGUACUCCCACCACGACCUCCCUAGCACCCGGGGAUUGAGUCUGUGAAGUCACCUUCUCGUUGGGUGUCUUCUGCUUCGUGGUGCGGGAGCCGCUCAGGGAGUGGGGGGAGGGAUGCGCCGUUGAGCCGCUCUUGCCUCUCCCUGACCUUGUCUGCCUCUCGCCCCCGGGGAGAUUAGUGUCCAGGUUACCCCACCAUGCUGCCACCCCCGGUGGCCUUGCCGCCCCCACAGCCUGCAGGUAUAAGACUAGGUGAACACAGCAGGGGAGGCACCAAGGAUGGAGAUGCUCCAGGGACUGCUGCUGUGGCUGCUGCUGGGCGUGGCCGGGGUGUGGGCUUCCAGGGGGCCACUGCGGCCGCUGUGCCAGCCCAUCAACGCCACCCUGGCGGCUGAGAAGGAGGCCUGCCCUGUCUGUAUCACUUUCACCACCAGCAUCUGCGCCGGCUACUGCCCCAGCAUGAAGCGGGUGCUGCCUGUCAUCCUGCCGCCCAUGCCCCAGCGGGUGUGCACCUACCACGAGCUGCGCUUUGCCUCCGUUCGGCUCCCCGGCUGCCCACCUGGCGUGGACCCAAUGGUCUCUUUCCCCGUGGCCCUCAGCUGUCACUGUGGGCCCUGCCGCCUCAGCAGCACUGACUGCGGGGGUCCCAGAACCCAACCCUUGGCCUGUGACCACCCCCCGCUCCCAGACAUCCUCUUCCUCUAAGGAUGCCCCACUUCAACCUCCCAUGCCCACCCUAACUCCCAAAGCCAGCAGACGGUCCUCCCCUCCCUUCCCAAUAAAGACUUCUCAAACUGCA
Capra hircus (goat) is the source of this 1006-nucleotide messenger RNA. RefSeq names its product luteinizing hormone beta polypeptide (gene LHB). Gene Ontology annotation, molecular function: hormone activity. Bases 487 to 912 code for a protein of 141 amino acids. Gene Ontology annotation, biological process: G protein-coupled receptor signaling pathway. The record is from RefSeq and is a predicted model, not a curated record. Gene Ontology annotation, cellular component: extracellular region; cytoplasm. The transcript has 3 exons. NCBI's taxonomy places the organism in Eukaryota, Metazoa, Chordata, Mammalia, Artiodactyla, Bovidae.